AUGGCUCAAUUCAUGCUGCCCAUUCGGCGACGAAAAAUUUAUAAGGCUAGAAGGCAAGCUGGUGCUUCUACUUAUAAAGCUAUGUACCGAUUUGAAGAAGACAACGUAGAGUACCUAGCCGACGUGUUUUUGGGCGAAAACAAUGAACGAAGGGGAGGUGCUUUGACACCAAAACAAAAAAUACAAAUAUUUUUAAGGUAUGUCGGUGGUCUUGGUUUUCAAGUUGGUGUUGGUGAGGACAGUGGUACCCAUCAAAGUUCAGUCUCCAGAACCGUAAAAUUUGUUAGUGAAAAAAUCUACGGAAAGGUAAAUCAGUGGAUUCAAUUUCCAGCAGAACAGGCUGAAAUCGACGCAGCUAGACACCAAUGGCAAGAAGUAUUUAAUUUUCCUUUUGUUAUUGGCGCUCUAGAUUGCACUCAGAUUAAAAUUAAAAAACCUUUAGAACAUGGAGAUGAAUACAUAUGCAGGAAGCAGUUUGCUUCAAUAGACGUACAAGCUACAUGUUCUGUGCAUGAUAGUAGAAUUUGGAGAAAUUCUUCAGUAUUACCCAUUAUUUCGAGAUAUCAAGGACAAGCCAUCCUCUUAGGUGACUCGGGUUAUGCCGUUGCUCCUUGGUUGAUAACUCCCUACAGAAACCCAAGAAACCAGGUUGAAAUACACUUUAAUAACAUGCACAAAAGAAACAGAGUGAUUAUCGAAAGAUGUUUCGGUCAAGUGAAAAAACGAUUUCCAAUUUUGAUGAAUGAUAUUAGGGUUCGUUUGUCUAGAAUACCAAAAUUGAUAGUUUCUUGUUUUGUUCUGCAUAACGUUUCUAAAUUUGUAAAUGAUGUAAACGACUUUCCUGAUAUUCCUCUUGAAGAAGAUGAUGAAAUUGUAGAACACGAAAACCACAAUCCAAUUCAAGGAAUUCAACGCAGAAAUGAAUUGGAUCAAAUUUUGUAUGCCCAAAGAUAA
This is a messenger RNA of Zophobas morio, 954 nucleotides long. Its product is annotated as putative nuclease HARBI1. The record is from RefSeq and is a predicted model, not a curated record. The coding region runs from base 1 to 954 and encodes 317 amino acids. NCBI's taxonomy places the organism in Eukaryota, Metazoa, Arthropoda, Insecta, Coleoptera, Tenebrionidae. The transcript has 2 exons.